Messenger RNA from Oncorhynchus mykiss (rainbow trout), 831 nucleotides. RefSeq names its product ankyrin repeat domain 66 (gene ankrd66). The record is from RefSeq and is a predicted model, not a curated record. Gene Ontology annotation, molecular function: protein binding. NCBI's taxonomy places the organism in Eukaryota, Metazoa, Chordata, Actinopteri, Salmoniformes, Salmonidae.
UUUUUUUUUCCCCCCAAUCGUGUUAGAAAUGACAGAGUUGCACCAGGCAGCUGCUGCUGGAGACUUUGAUCUAGUGGAGGAGAUUCUGAACAAGAAGAAAUGUAACCCCAAUCACAGAGACAUAGACUGGAACUACAAGACACCGCUUCACUGGGCAGCAGCCAAAGGACAGACAGAGACUGUUAGAAUUCUGGUGGAGCACGGAGCCAGAGCCUGCCUGAGAACUGAUAGUGGAUGGACACCUGCCCACUUUGCAGCCGAGGCUGGGAGACUUGGAGUGCUGCGCCUGCUCCACUCAUUACACGCCCCCAUAGACAAAGAGGACUUCUCUGGUGAUAAACCAGUCAGAAUAGCAGAAGUCUAUGGACAUAAUGACUGUGUUCGAUUUCUUGAAAGUGCAGAGCCAGAGUGCAGGACCUACCGCCAGAUGGCAGUGUUAAACAGCUUUCCCUUGGACGACACGGACAAGGAAUGGGAGGAGCAGAGAAGAUAGGAACUAAACAGGACUGCAGAACAAGGGAUUACCACACCUCAUUAACAAAAACAUUAUUGGGAAAACAGCUAAUAUAGUUUACCCGAAACAAUUUAAAAAAUGUUACACCACGAAAAAUACAGACAUUACAUACAUUUCAUUGGCCAUACAGUAUGAAAAACUGUUCUGGACACUUACAAUAGAUAGAAACAGGUGUAGGUUACACAUUAUGCAAUUCAUUUUCCAAAUGAUCAAUUCCUAUUAUGUAAUUCUCCAUUCUACAUAACAUCUAAUAUAUAGGCUAUAUUACAACAGAAAAAUGAGGCUACAAUUCUAAUAAAUGAUACAUGUAGGACAUU